CUUCCGGGUCAGCGCCUGGGAGGUGAGUGGCCCGGCAGCCGGGGCCGGAUGCGGAGGCCGCGGCCGGGCCGGGCUUGAGCGCGGCCCCCCGCUUCCCCCCUCCGGCGGCCAUGGACAAGAUCCUGGAGGGGCUGGUGAGCUCGUCGCACCCGCUGCCGCUGAAGCGGGUGAUCGUGCGGCGCGUGGUGGAAUCGGCCGAGACGCCGUUGAGCCAGGCGCAGUGCCGCGCCAUGUUCGCGCUCAGCACGCGCCUCAUCCUGCAGGGCCCCGACCCCUUCCAGCGCCAGGUGGGCCGCCAGGUGCUGGAGGCCUACGCGCGCUACCACCGCGCCGACUUCGAGGCCUUCUUCAACCGCGCGCUGGUGCUGGGCCUGCUGCGGGGCGGCUACGGCGAGCGGCGCCGCGGCGACCCGGCCGUGUUGGACUAUGUGCGCGCCGGCCUGCGCCUGCUUAUCAGCUGCCCCUCGGUGCUGGAGCUCUUCGAGGCCCUGCGGGCGGAGGCGCUGCGGCUGCUGGGUGAACGGCCGGGCCCACCACUCUGUGCCCGCCUCUGCCAGCUGCUGGCCGACUUCCCGCAGUGCCUGCCCCGCGGCCGCAAGCCAGCCCUCGCCUUCUGCCAGCAGCUGGUGCGCACCAUGGCGCACUUCCAGAGCCCGCCGGGCGGCCGUGAGCCUGACCUGCGCCUCUACGUCUCGCAAGUGGCCCAGGUCAGCAGCCUCCUGCGUGCCCUCUGGAAGGCUGAGCCUGACGCCCUGCUGCCCUCCCUGCAGGAGCUCUUCGCCCUUAUCUCCUCCACGGAUGCUUCAUUUGAACCUUCUGUUGCACUGGCAAGCCUUGUGCAGCAUAUCCCAUUACAGAUGAUUACAGUACUCAUCAGGAGCCUUACUACAGAUCCGAAUGUAAAAGAUGCAAGUAUGACUCAAGCUUUGUGCAGAAUGAUUGACUGGCUGUCCUGGCCUCUUGCUCAGCAUGUAGAGACUUGGGUGAUAGCAUUGCUGAAAGGACUGGCUGCAGUCCAGAAGUUUACCAUUCUCAUUGAUGUUACUCUGCUUAAGAUUGAACUGGUUUUCAAUCGACUUUGGUUUCCUCUUGUGAGGCCUGGUGCUCUGGCUGUCCUUUCCCACAUGCUGCUUAGUUUUCAGCAUUCUCCAGAGGCUUUUCACUUGGUUGUUCCUCACGUAGUCAAUUUAGUUAACUCCUUUAAGAGAGAUGGUCUGCCUUCCAGUACAGCUUUCUUGAUGCAACUGGCUGAGCUGAUACACUGUAUGAUGUAUCAUUAUUCAGGAUUUCCAGAACUCUACGAACCUAUUCUGGAGUCUAUAAAGGAUCUGCCCAAGCCCAGUGAAGACAAGAUUAAGUUGACUCUUAGUCAAAGUGCCUGGACUUCUCAAUCCAAUUCCUUGCCAUCUUGUUUAUCUAGACUUCCUGGAAAAUCUGAAACUGGGAAAACUGGUCUUAUUAAUCUUGGGAACACAUGCUAUAUGAACAGUGUUAUUCAGGCACUUUUUAUGGCCACAGAUUUCAGAAGACAUGUAUUAUCUUUAAAUCUAAAUGGCUGCAAUUCCCUAAUGAAAAAGCUACAACAUCUUUUUGCAUUUUUGGCUCAUACUCAGAGGGAGGCAUAUGCUCCUCGGAUUUUCUUUGAGGCCUCCAGGCCACCCUGGUUUACUCCUAGAUCCCAGCAGGACUGCUCUGAAUAUCUCAGGUUUCUGCUAGACAGACUGCAUGAAGAAGAGAGAACCUUGAAAGCUUUGUCUUCAGCAAAGCUUCCUGAAAGUAUGAAUGAAGAGUCCCUGGCACAAGAAAUUGCCCACAAAGCACAGCUGUUUACUGAAGCACCAUGUACAGGAGGUGAAGAGAGAACUUUAAUUGAGAAAAUGUUUGGAGGGAAACUGAAGACCAGUAUAUGCUGUCUGAACUGCAAAAGCACUUCUCAGAAAGAGGAAGCCUUCACGGAUCUCUCACUGGCAUUUUGUCCUCCUACUCCUUUGGAAAAUGUUAGCUUGAAAACCAUAGCACAUUGUGAAGGGAAAGAUGCCUGUAUGUUGCAAGCUAGUACUGUGGCUGCUGAAGAGCCAGCACUUGAUAAUUCUUCAGCAGGAGGUGAUGGCUCUGAUGCAGUCAUGAGUGAAGGAACUCCAGGAGAUGUUUCUUCUGAGCCAGACUCUGAGAAUACUAUAGACUCUGCUCUGAACAAAGUUAAGGAUCAUACAGAUGCAUCUCAGAAAGGAGUAAAUGAAAGUACUCCUUCAGUUACUGACUUACUGAAUUAUUUUCUGGCACCUGAGAUCCUUAAUGGGGAAAACAAGUAUUAUUGUGAAAAAUGUGCCUCUCUACAGAAUGCAGAGAAAACUAUGCAAAUCAUUGAGGAACCUGAAUACCUCAUUCUUACUCUCCUAAGAUUUUCAUACGAUCCAAAGUGUCACAUAAGACGUAAAAUCUUGGACAAUGUGUCUCUGCCACUUGUUUUGGAGUUACCUGUCAAAAGAACUGCAUCCCCUUUAUCUACAGUGUCAGGGGGUUGGCCUGAGGAUGUUGAAUUCUCUGACAUUGGAGAAAACCUUGCUAAAAAACUGAAGCCUUCAGGUGCUGAUGAAGUGAACUGCCCACAACUGGUGCCCUAUGUACUGAGUUCUGUUGUAGUGCACUCUGGUGUAUCCUCUGAAAGUGGACAUUAUUAUUCUUAUGCCAGAAAUGUGACGGGUUCAGGACUGUGCCAUCAAUCAAAAACUCUCUCUCUCAUUUCUCCUCACAAUAACUUAUUGGCAGGGGAGAAUCCCAGUGCAAUUAUAGAAAAUGACCCAGACACUAACGAGAUGUCAAAAGAAUGGUUUCUUUUUAAUGACAGCAGAGUGACAUUUACUUCAUUUCAGUCAGUCCAGAAAAUUACCAGUAGAUUUCCAAAGGACACUGCCUAUGUGCUGUUGUACAAAAAACAGUGUAGCACUGGUCGCUUCAAUGCCAAUUCAGCAAAUGGACUGUGCGUGAACGGAGACCCUCCUCUUCAGAAAGAACUUAUGGAUGCUAUUACAAAAGACAAUAAAUUAUAUUUACAGGAACAAGAACUUAGUGCUCGAACACAGGCACUUCAAGCUGCCUCGGCCUCAUGCUCUUUUCGACCCAAUGGAUUUGAUGAUAAUGAUCCCCCAGGAAGUUGUGGACCAACAGGUGGAGGGGGUGGGGGAGGAUUUAGUACAAUUGGUAGAUUAGUUUUUUGACUCUGAUAAAGAUCUGGAAUACACUGAACAGCCCAUUACUGCUUAGGACUGUUAAAAUAUUGAACUGUAUCAAAUGUUGUACCAAGUUCUGAGAUGUGAUCCUUGUUCAAAAACAAAUGUUGACUUUUUUUUUUCCAGUUUUGUUCUUAUUUGAAAUAAACAAGUACAUCAUGGAAAAAUCUA
This is a messenger RNA of Alligator mississippiensis (American alligator), 3401 nucleotides long. It is a transcript of the gene USP38, whose product is annotated as ubiquitin specific peptidase 38. The transcript is spliced from 10 exons. Gene Ontology annotation, cellular component: cytosol; nucleus. Gene Ontology annotation, biological process: protein deubiquitination; ubiquitin-dependent protein catabolic process. The record is from RefSeq and is a predicted model, not a curated record. Lineage: Eukaryota; Metazoa; Chordata; Crocodylia; Alligatoridae. Gene Ontology annotation, molecular function: cysteine-type endopeptidase activity; cysteine-type deubiquitinase activity. The coding region runs from base 111 to 3218 and encodes 1035 amino acids.